This is a messenger RNA of Saitoella complicata NRRL Y-17804, 3660 nucleotides long. RefSeq names its product ARM repeat-containing protein. The transcript has a single exon. NCBI's taxonomy places the organism in Eukaryota, Fungi, Ascomycota, Saitoellomycetes, Saitoellales, Saitoellaceae. Gene Ontology annotation, cellular component: U2-type prespliceosome; U2 snRNP; catalytic step 2 spliceosome. Gene Ontology annotation, biological process: spliceosomal complex assembly. Bases 1 to 3660 code for a protein of 1219 amino acids. Gene Ontology annotation, molecular function: mRNA binding. The record is from RefSeq and is a predicted model, not a curated record.
AUGGCUGACGAGUUCGAGACGAUCCGUCGCUUGCAGCAGGAGCGCAAUGUCGUGAACGCCGGUCCCAAGAAGGAGGAUGGUCAGCGUACGGAGACGAGCAAGGUGUCUCUCAGUUCCGCUGGAGAGGUUUACGACACGGAUAUCUACAACUCGUCGAAGAGCAAGUUCGAGGGGUACGAUACCUCAAUUGGUGUCGGUGGAGACGAUGAUAUGGAUUUGGACGGUGGUGAAGACAAUACCAGACGGCUUGUUGGGCAGUACACAGCGCCAAAGGCUUUUCUGAACGAGUACGUGGAAGAGGAUGCGCCAGAUCUCAUUACUGCGCGCCAGGAGGGCAAGCAGAUCCAGGACAGACAAGGCGACUACCAGAACCGUCGCUUCGACCGCGAGCUGUCGCCAACCCGUCAAGACGCCUUCACGGGCAAUGGAGAGGAAGGGAGAAGUUAUGCGGAAGUGAUGAAGCAAGCUGAACUGGAACGUGAGGAGCAGCGUGUGUUGAGAGAGAUCGAGCGCAGACGGCAGGAGGGCACACUGGAGGAUCAUGUGGGGCGACCGGUGCACAGCGAGGCGAACUUGAAGGAGGAGGCGUCAGAGGAGAAACCUGCGAAGAAGAGGAGAUGGGAUGUCGGGGGUCCGACCGAGUCAGCGGAGGAGCCGAAGAAGUCAUCCUGGGCCGAUGUGGAUGAGACGCCUCGUACCACAAAGCGUUCCAGAUGGGACCAGACGCCGGCACCUAUGGGUAUUGUACCAAGUGCCAUUGGCAGUGAAACCCCCGUUGGCAAACGCUCACGAUGGGACCAGACACCUGCUCCUGGACAGACUCUCGGAGCUACUCCUGCCGGUGCAGGUGCCGCCCAGACUCCCUUCGGUGCCCUUGUCGCUCAAAGUGCGAUUUCUGACGAGGAUUUGGAUGAGAUGCUGCCCAAGGAAGGCUACAGAAUUUUGGAGCCGCCACCGGGUUACAUGCCUAUCCGGACACCUGUUCGUAAGCUCAUGGCGACACCGGCUGGUCCCGGUGGUUUUGUGAUGCAGGAGGUUGAUCCUACGGCUGGUAUGCAACAAGCAAAAGCCCUGCCUACUGAGAUCCCUGGUGUUGGUGAUUUGGCAUUCUUCAAGCAGGAGGAUAUGAAGUACUUUGGGAAGCUCAUGGAUUCGAGGGAGGAGGGCGAUAUGUCUAUGGAGGAGCUGAAGGAGAGGAAGAUUAUGCGGCUUUUGCUCAAGGUGAAGAACGGAACGCCGCCGAUGAGGAAGACUGCUCUUAGGCAGUUGACUGAUAAGGCGCGUGAGUUUGGUGCAGCGGCGUUGUUUAACCAGAUUCUGCCGUUGCUCAUGGAGCGCACUCUUGAGGACCAGGAGCGUCAUUUGCUCGUGAAGGUCAUUGACCGUAUUCUCUACAAGCUCGAUGAUCUUGUUCGUCCUUUUACGCAUAAGAUUCUUGUCGUUAUCGAGCCGCUUCUCAUCGAUGAGGACUACUAUGCACGUGUUGAGGGGCGUGAGAUUAUCAGUAACCUUGCCAAGGCAGCUGGUCUUGCUCACAUGAUCUCCACCAUGCGACCUGAUAUUGAUCACGUCGAUGAGUAUGUCCGUAAUACCACCGCGCGUGCUUUCGCUGUCGUGGCCUCUGCUCUUGGUAUCCCGGCGCUCUUGCCUUUCCUUCGUGCUGUCUGCAGAAGUAAGAAAUCAUGGCAAGCUCGCCACACCGGUGUCAAGAUCGUGCAGCAAAUCGCUAUUCUCAUGGGUUGCGCUAUCUUGCCUCACCUCAAGAAUCUUGUGGAUUGUAUCGCAAAUGGUCUGGAAGAUGAGCAACAGAAGGUCCGUACCAUCACUGCUCUCGCAACUGCUGCUCUUGCUGAGGCUGCUGCGCCAUAUGGUAUCGAGUCCUUUGAUUCAGUCUUGAAGCCUCUCUGGACUGGUAUUCGCAAGCACCGCGGAAAGGGUCUUGCAGCUUUCUUGAAGGCUAUUGGAUACAUCAUUCCGCUCAUGGAUGCUGAAUAUGCCAAUUACUACACUAAGGAGGUUAUGAUUAUCUUGAUUCGCGAGUUCCAGUCUCCUGAUGAAGAGAUGAGGAAGAUCGUGCUGAAGGUGGUGCAGCAGUGCUCUGCCACUGAGGGUGUUUCACCAGGGUACCUGAAGGAAGAGGUCUUGCCAGAUUUUUUCCGGAACUUCUGGACUAGGAGGAUGGCUGCUGAUAAGCGAAUGGCUUCUCAGGUUAUCGAAACCACCGUAGAACUCGCACAGAAAGUCGGUGCCGCGGAGGUUGUUGAGCGCGUAGUGGAUCACCUCAAAGAUGAGAACGAGAUGUUCCGUAAAAUGGUUGUCGAAACCAUUGAGAAGGUCAUCGCUGGUCUUGGUGCUGCCGACGUCAGCGAGAAGCUCGAGGAGAGAUUGAUUGAUGGUGUUCUCUAUGCUUUCCAGGAGCAAACUACCGAAGGCGACAACAUCAUGUUGAACGGCUUUGGAACCGUUGUCAAUGCUCUUGGCACUCGUUGCAAGUCCUACCUUCCUCAGAUUGUAUCUACUAUCCUUUGGCGUUUGAACAACAAAUCUGCCAAGGUCCGUCAGCAGUCCGCAGACUUGAUUUCUCGCAUUGCGGUCGUCAUGAAGCAGUGCGGUGAGGAGGCCCUCAUGGGAAAGCUCGGAGUUGUUCUGUACGAGUACCUUGGAGAGGAGUACCCCGAGGUCCUCGGAUCAAUCCUUGGAGCUUUGAAGUCCAUUGUCAACGUCGUCGGUAUGACCUCCAUGACUCCUCCAAUUAAGGACUUGUUGCCUCGACUUACACCCAUUCUUCGUAACCGUCACGAGAAGGUGCAGGAGAACACUAUCGACCUUGUGGGACGUAUCGCUGAUCGUGGCUCUGAGUUCGUCAGUGCACGUGAGUGGAUGCGUAUCUGUUUCGAGUUGUUGGAUAUGUUGAAGGCGCACAAGAAGGGUAUUCGUCGUGCUGCUGUCAACACCUUCGGUUACAUUGCCAAGGCGAUCGGACCUCAGGAUGUGUUGGCUACGUUGUUGAAUAACUUGAAGGUGCAGGAGCGUCAGAACCGUGUUUGUACCACCGUUGCCAUCGCGAUUGUCGCGGAAACUUGUGCCCCCUUCACUGUCUUGCCCGCAUUGAUGAACGAGUACCGUGUUCCUGAGCUCAACGUUCAGAACGGUGUAUUGAAGUCUCUGUCUUUCCUGUUCGAGUACAUUGGAGAGUUGGCGAAGGACUACGUCUACGCUGUGACGCCCUUGUUGGAGGAUGCGCUUACCGACCGUGACCAAGUGCACCGUCAGACUGCUGCUACUACCAUCAAGCACAUGGCUUUGGGAUGUGUUGGUCUUGGCGUUGAGGAUGCCAUGCUUCAUCUUCUCAACCUGCUCUGGCCUAACAUUCUGGAGACGUCUCCUCACGUCAUCAAUGCAGUAACGGAUGCCAUCGAUGCUAUCCGUACUUGCAUUGGGCCUGGUGUUAUGCUCAUGUACCUUCUCCAGGGUCUUUUCCAUCCAGCCAGGAAAGUCCGUGAGGUGUACUGGAAGCUCUGGAAUAAUGCCUACGUUCAGCAAGCUGACGCGAUGAUUCCCUACUUCCCGAAUGUUGAGGAUGAGGAACGCCCUGCCGCGCAGUUUGGGCAAACAGUCAAGAACACUUACCAGAGGCACGAGCUUAUGAUUAUGUUGUAA